UUUGAUCAAAUCAGCACGUAAUUACUUACGUAAGUCGAACAGAUGUUUAAGUACUUUCAAGCCCCUGACAUUUCUAAAUUUAAUCGUCAAAACAAGAAUUUAUUUUUAGAAUAAUUCGCCUUUUAACUAACUUAAGUAUUGUGCAUUGUUUCCUGUAAAUCAGUUUGUAAUACGUUUGACAUGGAAAUUAUCAUCGUUUAAACAUUGAAAUCCCUUAUCUUUAAUGACCUGAUACGUCAUUGCAGCUAUAUUUAUACACUGUGAUACUUCAAUGAGGUUUUCUCUUAUCUUUUCGACAUACUUCCUCCAUUCAGUAUGGCAAUUUCUGCCUAUACACGCGACCUUUUCCUAGCAGUGGCCAAUCAUGAUACCUGUACCGUCAGGAGGAUUAUCCAGUCGGGUGUCGAGUUGGACUUUGUACAUAAUGGAACCACUCCUCUAGGACUCGCUGUUUGUCAAGGAAACGAAGGAAUAGUUCGCCUAUUAAUAAGGGCGGGAGCGGAUGUUAAUUUAGGAAGUUGCGACCGCGAAGGUAGAACGGAACCUCCUUUGUAUACAGCUUGCCGGUUAAGCCGUCUGGAUAUUUGUUGGCUACUCUUGGAGUCACCCUCUAUCAAACUAGAUCAUUCUGAUAUAUAUCUUAAAUUUCCUCUAUAUAUCGCUACUAAAGAAGGUAGGUAUGAUCUAGUUAAACUUCUGCUGCAUAAGGGAGCCAAUGUAAACGCUCCUCGAAUCUGGUACGAAUGCCCUUUGUACUUGUGCGCUAAAUACGGUGGUAGGAACCGUAUUGCCGAAUGUUUAAUCGUUCACGGAAGUCCACUGGACUUAUACGAUUCCGUCGGGCGUACUCCUUUGUACUGGACUAUCGAGAGAGAGGAUAGAGAUAUGUUUCAACUACUGGUACGAGCUGGAGCUCAAAUUCGUCCUCGUAAACGACUACAUCCUUCUCAAUUACCACGAUCCUGGAAGAAUGAUGCUUAUUUUAGUGCUUGGUUGGAAGAAUUAUGGAGGAAACCUCUUCCUCUGACUCAUUUAAUCAGAUCAUUUGUCAGAAGGUGGUUGUCUUUAAAGUGGAAUGGUCUGGACGAUCGAAUGUUUCGACAAUUACCCCUUCCUCCGUUCCUCAUAGAAUUUUUAUUACUCGAACGUAAAGACGAUUAAUCUGAUAUAUUUUUAAUCAGAUGU
Molecule: messenger RNA, 1185 nt
Organism: Centruroides sculpturatus (bark scorpion)
Lineage: Eukaryota; Metazoa; Arthropoda; Arachnida; Scorpiones; Buthidae
Product: ankyrin repeat, PH and SEC7 domain containing protein secG-like
Exons: 1
Coding region: 316-1161 (281 amino acids)
Molecular function (GO): protein binding
Source: RefSeq, a predicted model, not a curated record